Spea bombifrons (plains spadefoot toad) is the source of this 5625-nucleotide messenger RNA. RefSeq names its product collagen type IV alpha 2 chain (gene COL4A2). The record is from RefSeq and is a predicted model, not a curated record. Lineage: Eukaryota; Metazoa; Chordata; Amphibia; Anura; Pelobatidae. The coding region runs from base 180 to 5348 and encodes 1722 amino acids. The transcript is spliced from 48 exons. Gene Ontology annotation, molecular function: extracellular matrix structural constituent. Gene Ontology annotation, cellular component: basement membrane; collagen trimer.
AAGUGCACACGGGCAGCAGCACCCAUUCUCAGGUUGAAGACAUUUACCGAGGAGUUGGGAAGCGCUGCAGUCCCACUCCCCCUAUCUCCCGGCUGGGGCUUGGGCACGGCGAUGAGCUCACUGGCGGAGCACUGACUCCCAACUCUGCUGAUCGUUACUAGUGACAAAUCAAGUGUAAGAUGGGGAAACCACUGCACAACCAGAGGCAGCCCAUAAGGGAGAGAACACUGAACCAUUCCAUGCACAGGCAGCAGAACAUUCCAUGGUUCCUGGUGGUUUUUGCAUUGGUAGCACUGCUUGCUAAUCUAGUCCAUGCUGGUGGCAAGUCAUACACCGGUCCCUGCGGAGGAAGAGACUGUAGUCAAGGAUGUCAGUGCUUCCCUGAGAAAGGAAGUCGGGGUGCUCCAGGAGCUCUUGGAGGACAGGGUCCAUCUGGUCCACCAGGAAUAUCAGGUCUACCAGGAUUAGAAGGUCGUAAAGGAGACAAAGGUGAUCGAGGCUAUCAUGGAGGGGCUGGACCAACUGGAGAUGCGGGCCAAAGGGGUGUCCCAGGAUUUCCUGGAGCUGAUGGUGUACCUGGUCACACAGGACAGGGUGGUCCCAGGGGAAAGCCAGGACAUGAUGGCUGCAACGGGACAAAAGGUGAUGCUGGUGGGGAAGGAGGAUUUGGCCCCAGAGGUCCACCUGGUGUCUCUGGCGGACUGGGUGUCAAAGGUGCAAAAGGGGAACCUUUUUAUAUAUCUUCGGAUAUGAGAAACAAACUCAGGGGUGAUCCAGGUCAAGCAGGAUUGACUGGACCUGCAGGUCCUACAGGUCUUCCUGGUGUGGUGGGAUUCAUAGGCCCGGUUGGGACUCCUGGAUUACCGGGGCAACCUGGACCCCCAGGGCUUCAGGGACCACAGGGUAACAAGGGCAUCGGUUAUAUUGGAGAAAAGGGAGAACAGGGGGACGUUGGAAAUCCAGGACCACCGGGUCCCCCAUAUGAGGCAAGAAAGCCAACAGAUGUAUUCUUCCCUGAAAAGGGUCAAAUUGCCAAGGGUGAACCAGGAGAACAAGGAGAACGUGGAGCUAAAGGUGAAACUGCUUACUUUGGUGAAAAGGGAGAAGACGGUGUCAUGGGAUUUCCAGGGCAAAGGGGACCGUCUGGCAACCCUGGUGUGUCAGGCCCUCCAGGGGGAGAUGGACGUCCUGGAAUUACUGGCUAUCCUGGAUUACCAGGCAACAAAGGACUUAAGGGUAAUCAUGGAGAUAGAGGCCCACCAGGACCAGUAACUUAUGCUGAACAACCAAAACCAAUAAAAGGUUUUCGGGGGGAAGAUGGAUUUCCGGGACUCCCUGGCCAUAAUGGUGAUGAUGGCGAUCAAGGAGAACCUGGUUCUCCGGGCUUGAUGGGUUUUCCAAGCCCUUUUCCAGGACCACCUGGCAAUCCUGGUCUGAAAGGGGAGAGGGGUCCUAAAGGGUACCAAGGAGAACCAGGCUAUCCUGCCUUCCAAGCAGGGCCACCAGGUCUGGAUGGGCAGCCUGGACAACAAGGACCUCCUGGCCCCCCUGGUUACCCAGGUGGACGUAUUGGGAGAAAAGGAGGGCCUGGCUGGCCCGGACAAAGUGGACGGAGAGGCUUUCCUGGUAUUCAAGGAUUCAAGGGAUUUAAAGGUGAACCAGGAGAUUGUCGGUGUGGUCUUGACGAUGAGGCUUUAAAAGGCCCUGCGGGUGAGCCUGGUCCUGUGGGAUUUCCAGGUUUUUCUGGGGUACAAGGAAACAAAGGAGAGCAUGGUGACAGAGGAGGUCCUGGGCUACCAGGGGCUCCAGGUAUUCAGGGACCAAACGGUGAAGAUGGACCUCCUGGAUUUGUUGGAGAGAAAGGUGACACGGUGUAUGCUACAGAAAAAGGCACAAAAGGAACUCCAGGCGUUCCUGGUAUACCUGGUCCUGGAGGUUUUGAUGGACUCCCAGGCAAUGAUGGGUUCGAUGGUAACCCUGGACCACCAGGCCCUCCUGGUGAAGGUAUAAAAGGAUUGCCUGGUGACCGUGGCUUUCCAGGAUUGACAGGGGCCGAAGGUGGUCGAGGUGAGACUGGACUACCUGGAAUAGGACUACCAGGCCCAAAAGGGGCUCGUGGCAUACCAGGAAGCCCAGGACUCAAUGGACUUCCCGGACUUCCAGGACUUCCGGGACAACCAGGUGACUGCUACAAAGAAUCCAACGAAGAGAAUGAGAUUGGAAGGGAAGGUACUGGCUGUGCGUUGGUGGCCCCGCCAGCUCCUGCAGGAGCCCCUGGACUUCCUGGAUUACCUGGAUUUAAUGGUUUAAGGGGCCCAAAAGGACAGCCAGGUACACAGGGAGAAGAUGGAGGUCAAGGCAUCAAAGGAACCAGAGGGGAUACUGGGAAUGACAGUCUACCGGGUCCACCAGGCUUUCCAGGACCACGGGGAGAAAAGGGUAAACUUGGGUUAUCCGGAUUCCCAGGUGCACCGGGUCCUACAGGAAACCCUGGCUUAAUGGGAUUUCUAGGAAAUAAAGGAGCUGCAGGUGAUGUGCUAGGAGCACCCUCUGGACCCCGUGGAGAUAUUGGACUUCCUGGCCUCCCAGGUCUAAAGGGCCAACAAGGGGAUCAAGGCAUAUCGGGAUUACAAGGUGUUCAUGGUAGACCUGGUAUACCCGGAUUUAAAGGCGUUCAGGGUGAUCCCGGAGUCCGUGGCUUUAGCGGCCUGCCAGGACCAGCAGGAGCCUUUGGAUUUCCAGGAAUGCCAGGGAAGCCAGGGCCAACGGGAGCAGAAGGAACCCCAGGAGCUCCAGGGCCACGUGGACAGAGAGGCGAUGAAGGAGAACAGGGACCACCUGGUCCGGUUGGCAUGAAGGGUUUACCUGGAGAUACGGGGGAUGUGGGAUUUGUUGGCGUUAGAGGCAGACAAGGUGAACCUGGCUUUCCUGGUCUAAAAGGCAUGGAUGGUCUCCCAGGUGCAAAAGGUGAAAAGGGAUCCGCUGGCAUGGAUGGUUUCCAGGGAAUGAAAGGUGUUAAGGGAAGGCCUGCAUGGAGAGGAAUUAAGGGAGAGACUGGAAAUCCUGGUUUUCCUGGAGUAAAAGGGGUCCAAGGUGUUCUAGGCACAAAAGGGGAUCGUGGGACAAUUGGGAAACCGGGGGAGCCACCCCACAUAAAUCCAGAGAUGCUUGUGGUUGUGAAGGGGGAGAAAGGAGAUCACGGCACCCCUGGAUUUAUAGGAUUCACUGGACAUAAGGGCAGUAAAGGAAUGCCUGGUUCUCCUGGUCAGUCAGGAAUACCAGGUUUACCGGGCAUGCCAAGCUUUGACUCUGGUGAAAAAGGAGAAUCUGGAGACCUGGGCCCAGGUGGUGUUCCAGGGCUGCCGGGACAAGUUGGCCCACCAGGCAUUCCUGGAUUCCCUGGAUUCACAGGCCCCAGAGGAACAAAGGGGCUUCCUGGUCUCUUUGGGUUUCCAGGCGAUAGAGGUGAUCUUGGAGAAAGAGGAGACCCAGGAGACAUCAUAGAUUUACCUGGAGAAAGGGGAGCAAAGGGUGAACCUGGUGAUUCUGGACUGCCAGGACUGAGAGGAACACCUGGAGAAAAGGGAACAGCAGGAGAUAAUGGUUUGCCAGGCAUUGAAGGUGUAAAAGGACAAACCGGACCACCAGGAGAAAAAGGGCUACAAGGUUUUCCCGGCCAGGUUGGAUUACCAGGCUCCCCGGGAGAUCAAGGAUUUCCAGGAAUUGAUGGCACUAAAGGAAAUGUUGGAAACCCAGGUUUACCUGGUCAGCAAGGUUUUCCAGGUUUAAGAGGAAUCUCGGGACUUGAUGGCCUGCGAGGUACAAAAGGAUAUCAAGGAGAACCAGGAGCAGAUAAUUUUGGUGUGCCAGGGAUGAAAGGCCUCGGCGGUUCCAAGGGCGAACCAGGCGAUUAUAGCACAGUCGUUGGCCUCCCUGGUGAGCCAGGUGCUAAAGGAAGCAGAGGGGACUCAGGUUUACCUGGCUUUAGAGGUCUUCCCGGAUUGCUUGGACCACGUGGCCUGCCAGGGUUUUCCAAUAUAUCUGGAAUACCCGGAGAUGUGGGAGAUCCAGGACUUAGCGGGUUACCAGGUUUUCCAGGUUCACAAGGAAGUCCAGGUAUUUCCGCUUUGCCGGGAACAAAAGGAGUAGAAGGACUAUUUGGGCUACCAGGAAAUUACGGUGCCAAAGGAAUUCCUGGUGACAGAGGACCACAAGGCUUUACUGGAAUCCCUGGUAUCUCUGGACCAAAAGGUCAUAAAGGUGACCAAGGAGUGAUGGGGUUUAUUGGAAUAACUGGAUUUACAGGAGAAAGGGGACCUCAAGGAGUGAAAGGUGACAGGGGACCAGCAGGCUUGCAGGGACCUCAAGGCAUUCCAGGUUUGCCACCUGCGCCAAGGCAAUUAAUAGCAGAUCGCGGAGUUCCAGGGCCUCAUGGAAUUGUUGGUCCACAUGGUGUCCCAGGUGAUGUUGGACCUAAAGGUCCUCCAGGAGAUAAAGGUCUUACAGGUGUACCUGGUAAAGAAGGAUUACCUGGUAUAACAGGUUGGCCUGCUACACCUGGCUACAGAGGAGAAUCAGGAUCCAUGGGAGAAAGAGGUCCCACUGGUUAUAAAGGUGUUCCUGGGUCACCAGGUACUCCAGGGCUGCCAGGUAUGCCAGGAAGAAGCGUCAACAUUGGCUAUCUCCUGGUGAAGCACAGCCAGACUGACCAAGAACCAAUGUGCCCUGUUGGCAUGGCCAAGUUAUGGAGCGGAUAUAGUCUGUUAUAUUUUGAAGGACAGGAAAAGGCACACAACCAAGAUUUGGGUCUGGCUGGAUCAUGUCUGCAGCGUUUCAGUACAAUGCCUUUCCUGUACUGCAAUCCAGGUGACGUUUGCUACUACGCCAGUCGUAAUGAUAAAUCCUACUGGCUCUCAACCACAGCUCCCCUUCCAAUGAUGCCAGUAGUUGAAGAAGAGAUUAAACCAUACAUUAGCCGUUGCACAGUCUGCGAGGCUCCAGCAGUUGCUGUUGCUGUCCACAGCCAAGAUAUGUCUAUCCCACACUGCCCUGCAGGCUGGAGGAGUUUAUGGAUUGGAUAUUCCUUCCUCAUGCACACUGCGGCUGGAGAUGAGGGUGGUGGACAGUCCUUGUCCUCCCCUGGCAGCUGUUUGGAAGACUUUAGGGCCACUCCUUUCAUUGAAUGCAAUGGUGCCCGUGGGACCUGCCACUACUUUGCAAAUAAGUAUAGCUUCUGGCUUACAACUAUUGAUCAGACUUUCCAGAGUUCUCCUUCUGCUGAUACAUUGAAAGCAGGGCUGAUUCGAACUAACAUCAGCCGAUGCCAAGUGUGCAUGAAGAAUUUGUAACAGCAAAUAAAGAUUUUUUUAAUAAAAAAAAAAACAAGACACUAAACAAAAUUUAUAUUGGUGCUCAAUUUUAACUUAUUACCUCACAAGCUAUAAAUUGAUUUGAAAUGUGUUAAAAUAUACUUUUAUAUGCAUAUAUUUUGUAUUUUAACCACCCUAUGCACUAAGCUUUACUUCAACAUGCUUGAAUUAAGACCUUCUCUGCUGGUAAACGAAUUUGUCACUGAAUUGACAUAUUACAUCUUUAACCCAAUAAAAUAACCUUGUGAGUACAUUA